Messenger RNA from Mercenaria mercenaria, 1810 nucleotides. Its product is annotated as sperm axonemal maintenance protein CFAP97D1-like. The transcript has 5 exons. The record is from RefSeq and is a predicted model, not a curated record. Lineage: Eukaryota; Metazoa; Mollusca; Bivalvia; Venerida; Veneridae. Bases 103 to 741 code for a protein of 212 amino acids.
CUUGAUCACGUGAUUCAGUUACCUGUACAAUAAUAUACACAGGUGUCUCGUUUAUAUUGAUAGGAAAAAAAAAGGACAGUUGUGAAUACAACUUCAGGAAAUAUGCAUAGCCAAGGGAAUACAAAGAUGUUUCGCUCUUAUCAGAGCAUUUUACCGUCAACUAAUAAACUUUUACAAAUGAAAUGGGACCAAACAUACUACAAAGAACACCGCAGACUGGUGAAGGAAGCCCAGCCAAUGGUUGACACAAAGGCACCAGCAACAUAUAUGCAUCUUCAUCUUAAACUCAAGAAAUUGCAGCUAGAGGAAGAAAGAUUAGCUACUAUAGAACGUGACAACCGUAUAUUGCUGGAAAAAAUGUCUUAUAUAAUGAGAACUAGGGGACGUGUAGAUAAUAGAAAUAAUUAUGAAUAUAAGAGUCUCAACAGAGAAAAACGGCAACGUGAGCUGUUACGAGUAACAAAGGAGAACCAGGCAAUAUUGAAGCGCAUAAUGAUGAGAAAGCCGGAAUACAGCGCACACAAAUGGCAGCGUGAAUGGGAGGAAAAUCAGACAUUUAUGGAUAAUAUCUCACACUUCCCAAAGGACUGGUGGAUAGAGGAGAAACAAGAUGAGGGAAAAGGCAGUCCUGUACAAAAAGAAGAACAGAAACAAGCAGACGAUAGACAACAAGAAGAGGAACCACAAUCCCAAAUUAAAGAUCGUCAGGACGAUGACCAGCAACAAGUAGAAAAUGCCUGAAAAAACAUGAUAAUAAACAUUCUAGAACCAGUCUACUUCAUUCUGUUGCGUCUGCUGUUGGUAAAAUUACCGUAAUUGUCAAAUUAAUUUUUACCUCAUACUAAAUGUAAAAUAGAGGUGACCUUCCAUGCAGAUGAGUAGUUUGAACAAAUAAUUGUAUAUAAAUAUAAAACAUAAAUUAUUCAAAAUAUUUGGCAUCAGUUUUGGACGUUUCAAAUCACUGCCUGACCUAUACACAUGCAAAGUUCCAUGCUUUCAAUUCGGGUUUUCAUUCAUGGCAUUAGAUCAAUAACAGACAUCCCUAAAUUAUGCUGUCUCAGCAUUUUUUACUGUUCAGUGUUGUGAUCAUUUCUGAUCUUUUUGGUCUGAAAAUUGAAUUCUGCUUAAGCUAGUGCUAGAGUGUUUAAGCAUGUUGCAAAGAACAGACUUGGUAAAAAAAAGUAUGUUUUUUUAUCUUGGCUGCAUUUUGUGCCAUCAAAGGGCCUUCUUUAUGAGUACGGUAAUAGUGGUAAAUUGGGCAACAUUGGCACAUUUUGGUCAACUUUUAAAAUGUUUACGAGAAGUUGUUCUAUAAUUAAAACUUUUGGUAUAAUUCGAUAAUGCAUGGAAUUCACUGAUUUCUGUUACUGGUCUUAUACAUGAUUAACUCUUCAUAAGGGCGUGGUUCACAUUAAUAUAAUAUAUUGAAUUGAAUGAAUCCAUGAAAUGUAGGUUUAAUAGGAUAAUAAAGGUGCUAAUUCAAUUGACUCAAAAUAAGACAAAAACUGACCUGUUUUGAAAUUAUAAUUCUAUUAUAUAAUUCAUUGGAUUUGAAUAACAAAUCUUAUGUCAGGCAGAAAAGUUUAGGAUGUGCUUUUUCAUUACAUCACAUAUAAAAAAUUAAUGAAAUAUGAAACUUGCUAUAUUACAAUGUAUAUGAAUCUCUACCAAUUGCCAACCAUUAGUUUUGGUAUGAACAGAAUCAAACCAAUUCUGCUGGUUGCUCUCUAUUCUUCCAUAGAAAUUUGGUUUUCUUAUAGAUCUGACCAAGAAGUUUUACUGUACUGAAAAUUUACAUUAUAUUUUUUUU